GUCGCGCAACUUCACGUGUCACACAGCGCACACGUCGACGAAACGUCGACGCCGGAUCCCGGAUACGCGCUCGUACGGCACACGGUGCUGGGUGCAUUGCACGGUGUUGUGUGUCGGCGACUCUCAAGCGACUGUGACUCGCGUCGAGUGAGCCUCCUGCUGCCGAGUACUUGCCGAGAGGGAACCGCAACGGGUGAGGACGAUGGCGCCGAAGCAGCGGAUGCGUAUCGCGAACGAGAAGGCGACGAAGAACAUCACGCUACGCGGAAACGUCCCCAAGUCGUCGAAAUCGCAAGAGGAGGGAUCUCCAGUUGGACCUUGGCUCUUAGCUCUGUUUCUUUUUGUCGUUUGUGGAUCUGCCGUGUUUCAAAUCAUCCAGAGUAUCAGAAUGGCUUGAAGAGGAGAGGAGGGUGCUGCUGUUGAUAUUUAAUGCGACAAACCAAUUACGAUUCGUCGAUAUGCGAAAGAGACUGACAAACCGUUUUAAUAUAGAUUGUAAAUGAUGAUCGGAGAUUACGGGAAACGGAAACCUUUGGCAAAAUUUAGACAGUAGCUGAAAAAAAAAUCAUUUUCCUUUUUAUUCACAGAAGAAGCUCAAAGAUUUAUUUAUAACACUUAGCAUUUAUUAUAAGCGUUUAACUUAAAUUGCGCUACGCAUAGACGAAGGGAGAGUGCUCGAAGAUACAAACGCUGCACCGAGGAACAAUCUAUCGAACUUACACGAAUCGAGAGCGAGAGAAAAUUAAUUUUCGAUUCAAUUCUUUGUUAUACUUUCCGAACAUUAACGCGGCUUCCGUGAACGUCUGUUCAUAAUUGUUUUUUGAUCAAACCGUAUUCUUUCGUCUAUGUGUAUGUAGAAAAUAAUUGUAUAUAUACACACGAAUGAUUUACCAUGCAGAUUUCUCCUCAAGAUACAGAUCUGCCCAAUUUGCAAGCACAUGAAGCUGAACUCCAAUGAUUGGACAGAUCUGUUUCCAAAGCAUUCCGCUGUAAGCAGUUGGUAGCUUUCUGUUGUUAUAAUGGCCUUUGUACAAUGCUUAUGCGUUAUAGGCAACGCGCGCGAUCAGGUCAUUAUAUACAUAUACAAAUAUAUAUUAUACAUCUCAAAGAAUGAUUUGUCUAUAUGAAAUAUUUGCUACUGACAGUGCACACAUUGUCUCUUUUAAUAAAGUAUAUUAUCAAUAAAGAUAUAUAUUGUUUUACAUGAGA
Molecule: messenger RNA, 1209 nt
Organism: Wasmannia auropunctata (little fire ant)
Lineage: Eukaryota; Metazoa; Arthropoda; Insecta; Hymenoptera; Formicidae
Product: stress-associated endoplasmic reticulum protein 2
Exons: 3
Coding region: 203-397 (64 amino acids)
Biological process (GO): endoplasmic reticulum unfolded protein response
Cellular component (GO): endoplasmic reticulum
Source: RefSeq, a predicted model, not a curated record